GUGUGUGUGUGUGUGCGGGAGUGUGUGCGCACACGCCUUCGGGGGGCUGGAGUGCCACUGCAGUGGGCUUCUCCCUCGCUCCGGCCCUCGGGCUGCUCAGCCCCCCAACCUGCCGGCACCGCAGUUGGGAAGCAGCUUGGCUCUUUCAUCUUCCUGGGCCUCCCGCUCCACCCACUCAUCGCCAAUCUUACUUUUCCUUUUACCCGGACAGGGGGUGGGGGGACUGCUGCCAGCCACCCCUCAACCGGUGCAAACACCCAAGCCGUUUCCAGUUCUCUCCUAAGCCAGUAUUUUCCACUUCUCCUUCUCUGGGGUUUCUCCACGAACCAGUCCAAGGCUCUCCCCAAUCCUUGGAAAUUGUUUUGUUGGACCGCUGUACUGAGGCGUGUAAAGCUCGAGGACUUUAUUAUUAUUAUUUCGAUUCUUUUCAUUUCCUCCCCAUCUGGGCAACGGAGCAAUGAAAUUUCCAAUCGAGACUCCAAGAAAACAGGUGAACUGGGAUCCUAAAGUGGCCGUUCCCGCAGCAGUGCCCCCGGUGUGCCAGCCCAAGGGUGCCACUAACGGGCGCUACCCGGCCCCACGCCUCUCCAUCUCCUCCCGAGCCACGGUGGUAGCCAGGAUGGAAGGCACCUCCCAGGGGGGCCUGCAGACCGUCAUGAAGUGGAAGACUGUGGUUGCCAUCUUCGUGGUCGUGGUGGUGUACCUCGUCACAGGCGGGCUCGUCUUCCGGGCUUUGGAGCAGCCCUUCGAGAGCAGUCAGAAGAACACCAUCGCCUUGGAGAAGGCAGAAUUCCUGCGGGAUCAUAUCUGUGUGAGCCCGCAGGAGCUGGAGACGUUGAUCCAGCAUGCCCUUGAUGCUGACAAUGCAGGAGUCAGUCCAAUAGGAAAUUCUUCCAACAACAGCAGUCACUGGGACCUCGGAAGUGCCUUUUUCUUUGCUGGAACUGUCAUCACCACCAUAGGGUAUGGGAAUAUUGCUCCAAGCACUGAAGGAGGCAAAAUCUUUUGUAUUUUAUAUGCCAUCUUUGGGAUUCCACUCUUUGGUUUCUUAUUGGCUGGAAUUGGAGACCAACUUGGAACCAUCUUUGGGACAAGCAUUGCAAGAGUGGAGAAGGUCUUUCGAAAAAAGCAAGUGAGUCAGACCAAGAUCCGGGUUAUCUCAACCAUCCUGUUCAUCUUGGCCGGCUGCAUUGUGUUUGUGACAAUCCCUGCCGUCAUUUUCAAAUAUAUUGAGGGGUGGACGGCCUUGGAGUCCAUUUACUUUGUGGUGGUCACUCUCACCACAGUGGGCUUUGGUGACUUUGUGGCAGGGGGCAACGCUGGCAUCAAUUACCGGGAGUGGUAUAAGCCCCUAGUGUGGUUUUGGAUCCUUGUUGGCCUUGCCUACUUUGCGGCUGUCCUCAGUAUGAUCGGAGACUGGCUACGGGUUCUGUCCAAAAAGACAAAAGAAGAGGUGGGUGAAAUCAAGGCCCACGCGGCCGAGUGGAAGGCCAACGUGACCGCCGAGUUCCGCGAGACGCGGCGGCGGCUCAGCGUGGAGAUCCAUGACAAGCUGCAGCGGGCGGCCACCAUCCGCAGCAUGGAGCGCCGGCGCCUGGGCCUGGACCAGAGGGCCCACUCGCUGGACAUGCUCUCCCCCGAAAAGCGCUCCGUCUUCGCCGCCCUGGACACGGGCCGCUUCAAGGCCUCGUCCCAGGACAGCAUCAAUAACCGGCCCAACAACCUGCGCCUGAAGGGGUCGGAGCCGCUGAACAAGCACGGGCAGGGGGCCUCGGAGGACAACAUCGUCAACAAAUUCGGGUCCACCUCCAAACUCACCAAGAGGAAAAACAAGGACACCAAAAAGACCUUGCCCGAGGACGUUCAGAAAAUCUACAAGACUUUCCGGAAUUACUCCCUGGACGAAGAGAAGAAAGAGGACGAAACGGAAAAGAUGUUUAACUCGGACCACUCCAGCACGGCCAUGUUGACUGACUGCAUCCAGCAGCAGGCCGCUGUGGAGAACGGGGUGGUCCCCACGGACACCAAAGACAGAGAACACGAGAGCAACGCGUUACUGGAAGACAGAAACUAAAAGUUACAGGACAUCGGACUUGACGAAGCGUUGUGUUUUUUUUUUUAUAUUCACCCCGAGACAUGUGCCUUAAACAGACUUCAUGUUAGUCCGAAAUUACAUAGCAUCGAAGAAAUAUAUUUCACUGUGCCAUAAACGACUGAGAAAGCUGCUCUGCCAAAAGGAAUCAAAGAACGAGGACUUCGCUUCCGAGAGCGACCGCCGGACACCCAGGGAGCGUUCGCACACGCAGGUGGUCGUGGCCACAGAUGUCAAGGGCGCUUCGGUGGUGAUGCCGCACCCCUGUGCAGCACCGCCCUGGCGUGGCACAUAGAAAUGGGCAGCUAUUCCUUAGACCAGCCUUCUGAGAGGGACAGGCAUGUCUUUUAAAUGGAGUCUCAUUUCCUGAACCUACCGUGAGUGAUAUAUGCACAUACAGAAGGGGACCGGAUUGGGGGUGAACGGGUACCUGUCACUGGGGUUAGAGUCGACAUUCUGGCAUGUUGCUCUCAGCUUGAAUUUUGAUAUAAAACCGUUCAGUGCAUAUCUAAUCUUUCUCAGCUCCACAUGAAUGUCCGUGGGACCUGAGAGCACCUGGAGUUCGUUGGAAGCAGGUCAGAGCACACGUAUUAAAAGGUGCAAUUGCUUUCCUCAUUACAAAA
This is a messenger RNA of Pteropus alecto (black flying fox), 2715 nucleotides long. It is a transcript of the gene KCNK10, whose product is annotated as potassium two pore domain channel subfamily K member 10. The record is from RefSeq and is a predicted model, not a curated record. Gene Ontology annotation, biological process: stabilization of membrane potential; potassium ion transmembrane transport. Gene Ontology annotation, molecular function: potassium ion leak channel activity. The transcript has 7 exons. Gene Ontology annotation, cellular component: membrane. The coding region runs from base 458 to 2074 and encodes 538 amino acids. Lineage: Eukaryota; Metazoa; Chordata; Mammalia; Chiroptera; Pteropodidae.